Porites evermanni is the source of this 9091-nucleotide messenger RNA. The record is from the annotation of a GenBank genome assembly. NCBI's taxonomy places the organism in Eukaryota, Metazoa, Cnidaria, Anthozoa, Scleractinia, Poritidae.
CAAAUAUGUCUGGUGUCAGCAAGAUCCAAGCUCGUGAAAUAUUUGACAGUCGUGGAAAUCCUACAGUGGAAGUUGAUAUCACAACUUCUAAGGGUGAGUAAGACAUUGCUCAAACCCAUGGAGGGGAGGAGGGGUAAUCUCUUUUUUAGCCAUAAUGAGUGUGUUGCUAAACAGGGUAUUGGUUUGGGAGAAUCAUAAGUCUUAAAUGGGGUUUGCAAUUCAAAGGUGGACAGACGGCAAAUUGUUGUUGCUUGAAAUAUCUGUAAGAGGUUUUCUUUCUGACCAGAUGUUUUGAGCGGGUUGUGAAGGUUUUUUCAGCAGUGCAUGGUCUACAUGCAUGGUAACAGUCCAAUGUUAGGCACCCGCCCUCUCUUCAGGGAGGUAGCUGGCUAGUAACAAAAUUGCCUUUAUUGUCUGAACCAAAGGUGAUUUUGUCCCUACAGUUGCCAUUGAGUAGAUUUUUGACUGUAUUUUUUUUUAUUUUCAGGCCUAUAUCGUGCUGCAGUUCCUUCUGGUGCAUCCACUGGGAUUUAUGAAGCUUUGGAGCUCCGGGACAAGGAUCCAAAACGAUUUCUUGGCAAAGGUGAUAUUACAUACAGUUUUUAAUUAUUUAACUCAUCAACAAAGAUUAGCAGGUAGGGGGGUGGGGGGCUGCUUGAGAGGCUGUUUCGGCCAAGAACUACAGCUGAGUGCAGCAUAACCAUGACAUCCCUGUAAGGUGGUUCUGACUUUUGAGUCUGCAGUGGAAAUCCCAUAGUGUGAUCAUUUAAAUAAAAGUUACUGAAGAGUACUCUCCUUUGGUGUUGUUUAUUAUUUUGUACAAGGUGUUUCUAACUUUUAAGUCAUGAAUCAAAUCCUAUGGAAUGACCGUUCAAAUGAAAGCCACUGAGUAGUAAUUUCUUGUGGUUUGUUUAUUUUGCUGUAGAAGGUAAUUCUAACUUUUUGUCCUCCAUAUAAGUAAGCACUGUAAGUAAGUACUGCUUUUAAAACAAAAACUACCAAGAAGAAUUUAUUAUUUGUUGUGUCAGCUAUUUACAAUGCUGACAAGCAAAAGUACUAGUUGUUUGCAAAUUAUAAUAAAAUAUUUAUUGUUAAAUCAAUAAUGGAAUUUAUUAUUGUUGCAUUAAAGGUGUCUUGAAAGCAGUUGAGAAUGUCAAUAAAGUUAUUGGACCUGCCUUGAUUGAGAAGGUGCAUGUAAACCAUGUUCAUAUUGUACUGUUAUAAUCAAAUAAUUAUUAAUGUGUGGGGAAUAGAAUAAGUCUGUAUUACUAAAGAGUCACAUUGACUACUUGAACUCAUGUCGUCCGGCGUGCAUGGAAUGUAAUCCUAUCUGGAGAGUUUUUUCCUGAGGCCUUCUGCAGAGAGUUGUAUAUAAUGUAAUAAGACAUUGUCUAAUUAAUUUGAACCAAAAGUUUGAUUAAAGUUAGCAUUUGCCUGUAAUUUUGAUUGAAAAACGUGACAAUUUCCCCAUAAAGUUUAAGGCUUGGGAUGACACACAUUAUUGAUAGAUUUGUUUUGUUUCAGAAUAUUGAUGUAACUAAACAAGCUGAGGUUGACAAAAUCAUGUUGGAACUUGAUGGGACUGAGAAUAAAUGUUAGUUAAUGCCUUGAAUCUUCUCUACAAAGUACACCAUCUACCAUUAAUUUUGUAGUACUAGUAUAUUACGGCACUUUUCAAAAACACGCGAAUUCUUAAGUUCAAAAGCCAACUGACAUUUGUAUUUUGCAAUGCCAUCAAUCAUCCUAGCAGACCUCUUAGGAAACAGAAGUUUAGAAGGUCAUGGUUUGUGAUCUGUGAUUGGUGGAUCUCGAUCCACUUUGUGUGUUUCUACGUUUAAAGGUUCCUUGCUUGUGAUCGUAAUUAUGAUUGACAGCGGUGAAAAAUGCAAUAUUACUGUAAAGGUGGCUUUUGAACUUCAGAGUUUGCAUUUUUGAAAAGUGCAGUAGGAUCUACUAAGUAAGUAGUCUCCCUCACAGCCGUUUUUAGUGUUGUCACGCAAUGCUCCUCUGUGACGACACUAAAAGCGGCUGCAAGGGAGACUAGUAAGUUAGCUGCAAGAUAUGAAUAAUCUCUUGUCAUUACCUAAUAGCACAAAUUGCAAGUAUAAUGGCUACUGUGGAACAAACCUCUGUCAGUACUGUUAGAUUUUUUACAGUGGUACAUCUUGGAUGAUUAAUUGAAAAAUAAUAAUUGAGUUCAUGUAGGUGACAACUACUUGAAUGUGAAGUUUGGUUUAAAUCCCCAUGGUACACUGUACAUUUUGUGAUUUGUUCUACUGUAUGAUGAGUGGAAAAUAAAAACAUCUGAAAUGCCAUCUACAGCUCUCUUUAUAACAAGCUUGUUAUAAGUAGCCAUCAGUGGGCUCUUUUAUCUGGCUACUGCAGUAAAAUCAACCGGCUGUGAAAAGGAGUCAAACAUAACAAAAAACAGGAAGAUUUGUGUGAUAAAUGACUGGCAACUUUCCCUGAGAGACUAGAUACUUUAAACCUUAAUGACAGCCUUGUAUUAAUAAUAAUAAUAAUAAUAAUAAUAAUAAUGAUAAUGAUGACGAUGAUGAUGAUGACGAUAAUAAAUUAUGCAAAAUAAAAGACAUUGACUAUAACUGAUUUGAUAAGAAAUGUGUGUUUACUCUUAAACAUUAUUUUGUUCUCUGUGUUCUAGCUAAACUUGGUGCCAAUGCAAUCCUUGGUGUCUCUCUUGCUGUUUGCAAAGCAGGAGCUGCUCAUAAGGUGAAAACAACUUACAUGUAACUGAUCAUUUCUGCAUAUGCCAACAACUCUGAAAACCAGGGGCUCCAUUACGGUACUACUGAUGGCCGGCAGAUGUCGACCUUUUAUUGGGAAUUGCGAACAAAUAAUUAGCAUACUGUAAAAUUUGAGGGAAAGUGAAGAAAGUCAAUGAGAAUAAAAUUAUAAUGUGUGGUAUUUGAAUAAUGCAUUUUCACCCUUUUAAAUUUUUGUAUUAUUAUUAUUGUAAUUAUUAUAAAUUGCUGAUAAUUAGGUUUUAUUAAUUAGUUUCAAAGAAGGGAAUUGAUGAUGUAAUUUAUAAUCCUAUUUUUAAGGCAAACCCACCAAGCAUGAACAGUUCCUAUCUCCAUUUACAAAUACCUCUGUAAAGUGGAGACUUGUCUCUGUGUGCACAUCGGUGUCUGUACUAAGGAGGUUUACUAAUUAUUUUUUCAGGGAGUUCCGCUUUACAGACACAUUGCAGACCUGGCUGGCAACAAGGAAGUCAUUCUUCCGGUUCCAGCAUUUAAUGUCAUCAAUGGUGGAAGUCACGCAGGAAAUAAACUUGCCAUGCAGGAAUUUAUGCUGCUCCCAACUGGUAAGUGUUUCCAAAUGCUUUGAACUUGUUCAAAGUAGUGCUUAUUAUGAUUCCACAGUAUUGAUGGAAGCAUUCAGCAGCAACUUAAGAUAAAGUUGUGCAUGAGUUGACCAAGUAUGUUUUUUUAUCUUUAUUCAAAAGGUGCGAGUAGUUUCAGUGAGGCAAUGAGGAUGGGUGCAGAAAUCUAUCAGAACCUCAAGAGCGUAGUGAAGAAGAAAUAUGGAAUUGAUGGUAUUUUUUAUAAACUUAUCUUGCUGUUAUUCAGUUCCAUCACUUUUCCUAAGAAAAGGGACUCCAGUACAUGUGUAUGAGGAACAUUACGAUCAAAUGCGCUGGUUGCUAGCAUAAAAAGGAAUUUCUAAGUUUUCAAAGCAAGUUUACUUAUCCAUUAAAUUUUGUUACUACUCCUGUACAAAAGGAACAACCUGAAUUAACGUCAAUUUAUGAUUUAUAGGUGUUUGUGUUGACCAUGAUGUAACAGUUUAAGUCUUUGAUCUCAGUGUUCUUUUUUUUCACUUUUUUCAGCUACCAAUGUUGGUGACGAGGGAGGUUUUGCCCCUAACAUCCAGGACAACAGGGAAGGUUAGAGGCUAUAACAUACUUCAUAGUCUUAGAUAUCCCAAAUUAGAAACAAUCUUGUUAUUUGACAUUUUUAUGUCCACUUCACACAUGGAUUUCAAACAUGGAUCACUAUUAUUUCAAAGACUAAUCAUUCAUAUUUACCCUGCUGAAUUUCUUUUACUUUUACAACUUUGUGAGCUUGAGUUUUCCUUGAAUUUACAAAACAAUGCGGAAAACUACACUUACAACUGGAAAGUGAAUUAAAAGGAAAAGGCUAUGUCACAGCACAGGACAGUGGAACCUGGAUAUGAGAAAGUGGCAAGAGACUGGCAAAAUUUGUUCACUAUAUUAAACAAGGUUUUAUUAUAUCGAGGUUCGUUUUCAUAUGUUUUGUAUGUUCUAUUAUUGUUCGUUAUACCAAGGACUUAAACUUGAAAGGACUUCGUUAUAUGGAGGUUCAUCCACUGUACUACCACAUGGGAAAAAAAUGUUAUUAAUAAUUUUGUAUGGCACGUAAAUUAACUUUGCAGGACUGGAGUUAUUGAAGAUUGCUAUUGCAAAUGCAGGCUAUACCGAUAAGAUUAAAAUUGGCAUGGAUGUUGCUGCCUCUGGUAUGACUUUACCUUGUCUUGAUGAUUGACUUAUUAUGAAUAAUAAUUAUUAUUUUGACCUUAGCUAUUGCUAAAUAUGGCUAGAAUGCAAUUCUUCAAGAAUCAUGUUAGAUGUACUAAUGUCAAUCUUUGAAUAAAUUUCUUUAUUAUUUGUUUAUGUUGGUCAAUACUAUUAGCGAAAUCCCGCGAAAUUCCCAAAAAAACGCGAAAUACCGCGAAAUCCGCCAGAAAUAUUUCCAAAUACAUGUCGGCAAAACAUAUUUAAUACUUAUCUUGGCUAUUAGACCGGUUUUAUUCACCCCCAACGUCCAAAUUUAGCUUGAAACUUCGUCACUGCAACGAGUAAACAACGUCCCAAAACUACCAGGCGUUUUUAGAUGAACGUUGCGAAAAACUGGGCACUAACCAUAAUGUUAAUGGCUUUAACAUUCACUCAUUUCUGGAGCGAACUGUUGCUGAAAGAGCAAAUGAUUAUCCCUAUUUAAAAAAACGUUCACCAACGUUGGUCAUAUCGAUGCAAAAUUGAUCGAUUUUAGCGAAAUUUGCCAAAAAAAACCAGUGAAAUCGGCUGUUUUUUUCUGAUUGUUUCUUGGCGAAGUUUCCCCCCGAAAUUUCCCUGAAAUCGGCCGAUUUUCCUAAAAAUUUGCCUCUGAAAAUCCUUCGAAAAUUGACUUUUUCCGCUAAAAUCCCGCGAAAUGGGCGGAUUUUUCUGCGAAUUUUGACUUUACUCCCGCGAAAAUCGCCCGAAAUCGGCCGAUUGUUCCGCGAAUUUUGACUUUUUUCCCGCGAAAAUCCCGUGAAAUCGGCCGAUUUUUCCGCAAAUUUGCCCCUGAAAAUCCCGCAAAAUUUGGCUUUUUUUUCCGCGAAAUAUCAGAAGCCCUGUAUUAGCCUUUCUUGCUACCCUACAAUUUGCGUGAAAAUAAAGUUCAUGUCUGUAUGUAUAUGCUUUCUAUAUGUUUUUGUUGAGUAUAAUUGGGGAAAUGUUGUUUCAAUUUUGUUUAAUAGAAUUCUACAAAGAAGGAAAGUAUGAUCUGGACUUCAAGAAUCCAAACUCAGAUCCUUCAAAAUGGGUAAGAACUUCAUCAAAAUUUGUUUUGCUUGAAACAGGGUCAGAAUUAGCCAAAUCUGGCUUGUGCUGCAAGUUAAAUACAUCAUUGACUCCAAAGAAUUUCUUCAGAAGUAAGUUUGACUUCACCCUAGAAUCCAGACAUUAAUCCUGGAAAUGUGUGUGCAAUUAUAUCUUGGAAAAACACAAGCUGGCUGUUUAAUGUAGUUAAGAUCUAUUUAAAAUCUUCUGACCUGUAUUUUCUCAGUGUUAAAACAUGUCACUAAGGAAAGGUAUGCUGAUGCUUUGGUAUUUUCAGAUUUCUGGUGAUCAGUUGGCUGCAAUGUAUGAAGGAUUCAUCGCUGAUUAUCCAGGCAAGACUUGUGUUCUUUUAACGUAAAAAAAAUUAUUUUUGUUCAUUCUCGAGCUCAGCACGGAGAAGGUGGCUGAUGGCAAAAGCACUUUAGGAACAGCAGUGGUUUUCUUGUGUCACUGCAGAAUUUACAAGUAACUUCUGGUUUGAACUUCUUGGAUACCCAAACGUGUUCACAUAAACAGAAAUACAAAAAAUAAUAAUAAUAUGAAUACUGGUAUAUGUGUUUGGUUUUACCAGGAAGUAUUUACUGGUACCUAAGUUAAUUUACACUCCACUAAUCAAUAUAUAGUGAAUUGCUAUUUUCAUUUAAAAAGAAAUACUCUAAAAUAUCCCACGAAUUUUUGCUUGGAUUGUUACUGAAUUGCAUUCAACUCUGUCCAAAAGACACCAUUUUUAAGAUGGACAGUGAUGAUGGUGGAGGCUGGUCCCUGAGGGUGUCUUUUUUGGAGAGAGAUGACUGUAGCAAGUAAAUUAAAUAUCCCACUUUCCUUUCCUUUCAGUGGUGUCUAUUGAAGAUGCCUUUGACCAAGAUGACUGGGCCAACUGGACAGCCUUGACACAGAAGGUGUCCAUCCAGAUUGUUGGGUAAGGGCUUUCUGCCUUGCAACAGCCUCCCCUCCUCCCCCUCCCCCACCCUCUCCUCUACCCUACCCCCUUGAGUUUGCAAGAAGGAUGAUUUGUGAAAACCCUUUAAGGAACCAUCCCUUUUGACUGGCUUUCUCUGUAAACCAAAUUACAUGCACAAGGGUUGGGAGGGAGGGGAGAGAAAGAGAUACAUGGGAGGAUGGAAUGCAAAAUUUGCCAGAGCAUGAGAUUGUUGUGGUCAAAUUAACAUUGCUUUAAAGUCCUGAGUCAGGCAUUAAUUAGGAUUUUUUAAGUUUUGUUUAAGGCACCCUUUAAUUACAGGGUAGAGGUAACUGUUACAUUAUGCAUCUUUUGUGUAGGGAAUAUUUGAUUAAAAAUAGGUAGUAAUUAACAGUGUCUGUGAGCAUGCUUAAUUGGCCCUUCUUCAACCAAAAUACUUGUCUUGGACAUGAAACUUAGUUUUGUCUUUCUUUCCUUAUUCUUUCCAGAGAUGACCUCACAGUUACAAACCCAAAACGGUGAGUUUAAGUUAAGUAACUAUAAAAUGAAAAUCCAUUCGUAUGGUACAAUAAUGGUACAAGGGAAGUUGAUGCAUUUUGAGGCAAGCUUCAUGGUGUUCUUUACAACAAUAAAUUGUGCCGUGUUUGAGUUAUUAUCUGUUGCAAUAAUAUAUCAAAGAAUAUCCUUUUUCUUCGUAGCAUCAAAAUGGCCGUUGAGAAAAAAGCCUGCAACUGUCUUUUGCUGAAAGUGAAUCAGAUUGGCUCAGUCACAGAAUCCAUUGAAGCGUAAGUGUGAGAUAUAAGUAAUUAUUAAUUCUCAACAGUCUGUCGGUAUCAUUGUUUCAUACUUAUUACAUUUAAGGUGCAAGAGUAUUGCACAAUAAUAUGUAGUGACAUAAGCAGCAGAUACAAGAGCAGAGCAGUUAUAAUAUGUAGCAAAAUUAAGGAACACAGUGAAGAUGUGGAGGUGAAUGACGUGUUGUAAAAGAAAGUUUGGAUGUGUUGAUAAAAUUUCGUGCGUUUAUGUAUUCUGCUCACACGAAACGGCGUACGAUGUUGAGACGCUUAGCCGAAUAUUAAACGGUCCCGUAUCGAAAUUCAGGACACCUUUGUCAAAAAAAACAUCUUUCCCCAAAACAACCUUGUAUCUUUUCAGCUGUUAAUGUUUGUUUAUUUGUUUGUUGGUGUUAUCAGAUGUAAACUGGCACAGAGCAAUGGCUGGGGUGUGAUGGUUAGUCACCGUAGUGGAGAAACAGAAGAUACCACCAUUGCUGAUUUGGUGGUAGGACUGUGUGCUGGUCAGGUACGAUAAGAUUUUGAAAAUUUUUCUUCAACAGAACCAAUGCUUAAGAAAUAUUAGUUUUGUGCUACCUGUAAAUCCUUCAAAUGCGCUUGUCUUUAACGUUUAUCAUUGUUUUUUUAUUUAUUUAUUCCACGUUCCCAAGGAGUUAUACCCUGCGUCCAAGGCUUCAUUUUCGCAGUGUGAUUUGUAUGAAAAUACCCACCCGUGUUUAUAAUGCCUUUUUCGGUUCAUUGUUUGUGCUCAAUGGAGUCGCUUCCUAUUUGAUUGGCUGAAAAAUUUCACGCCACUUUGUAGGCCAAUCGGCAGUAAGAACAAGUGGUGACUUACUUACGUUUUCCCGCGCUUGAGCCAACUUUAUGUAGUUGUAUUCAGAUCUGAUUAAUUUAUUCGAUUGUCUGGGCAUAUUGUGAUUGGCCAGGAUUGACGUGAUGUCACUCAAAUUAUGACUUUUCGCAAUGGUUCUUUUGUUCUAGAUCAAAACCGGAGCUCCCUGCAGAUCUGAACGUUUGGCGAAAUACAACCAGCUCAUCAGGUGACUACUUUUUACCAAUAAAAAUAUGUUUAAAAUAAUUACCUAAUUACGGUAGGUAUAGUGUUCGAGUUUCUUCAGAUAUAUUGCUGUGAAGUGUGGCCAUUAAAAUGGAUAUAAGCUACUGGGCAAUACUUUCCUGCGGUGCUGUUAAUCAUUCUAUAACAUGUGCGUUAAGCGUGAGAUCAAGAAAGCUGGUAGUCUGCUACAAAGCCGUUUUUAGUGUCGUCACGCAACGCUCCUAGGAGCAUUGCGUGACGACUCUAAAAACGGCAGUGUAGCAGACUAGAAAGCUGGUUAUUGGCGAAAAUCUUUUUUUCGUUUUCAUGGACGAGACAAAGUCGGGGUCAAUAAAAACUUUAAAAAGAACAGGAACUAGAACUGUUACUCUUAUUGAAGGCAACUAAACUGUACUUGUUACUGUUUGGAAGUAAACGUCUAUUUUGUAUUCUCUUAAUAAAUCGGAUUUUCUGCUAAAAUCUUUUUGUACCAUUUUUUGUUUCGCAGAAUUGAGGAAGAGCUGGGUGCUAGCGCUAAGUUUGCAGGGGAGAAAUUCCGACGCCCAUUGGAGUAAACAGACAGAACUCCAAACAACUAACUCAGCUCCUAAAACCUAUCAGUUCAACGAAGUUAACGGGCCCGACAUAUGGCAAGCAUCUGUUGUUGCAACGGUUCUAGGUUUUAUCACUUCCAGGCAUCUGUUGAUUUAAUUCUGUAGAAUGAAAGGGUGUGAAUAAAUCAUGAAUUUAAAGAAAAA